Molecule: messenger RNA, 1488 nt
Organism: Diaporthe citri
Lineage: Eukaryota; Fungi; Ascomycota; Sordariomycetes; Diaporthales; Diaporthaceae
Exons: 3
Coding region: 1-1488 (495 amino acids)
Molecular function (GO): FAD binding
Source: RefSeq, a predicted model, not a curated record
AUGGCUCACAAAGACGGAGAAAACCCGCCACCAACAGCCUGGUCGCAGGCCGCAUCCGCCAGCGUCCGGGCCGCCCUGCACGGCCGCGACAUCCUGCACUUCCCGGGGUCGCCCGAGUUCGCCGACUGCGAGGCGGCCUACUUCACAGCCGCCGCGGCCGAGGUCCGGUCCGGCGCCGUCGCCCGCCCGGCCUCGACGGCCGACGUCUCGGCGCUCCUGGGGGCGCUCCGGGAGAGCCUGCCCGCCGACGUGCCCAUCGCCGUCCGCGGCGCGGGGCACGCCACGUGCGGCGGCACCGCCAAGGCCGCUUCCGGGGUGACGAUUGACAUGCGUGGGCUCCGGGGGGUGGACGUCCUCCCUGGCGAGAAGCUGUUCGCAUUGGGGCUGGUGAGAAUUGGGGCACACAAUCCCCCAUUGACCACGGUGGGCGGCCGCAUGCCCGGCGUCGGCGCCAUCGGCUUCUUGCUCGGCGGCGGUCUCUCCAGCCUCUCCUCACGCUUCGGCUUCGGAGCCGACAUGGUGUCCGUCGUCCUAGCCUCAGGCGAGGUGGUGCGCGCAGCCCGGGACGACGAGCGCACAUCAGACCUCUGGGACGCCCUGCGCGGCGGCUCCACCAACUUCGGCAUCGUCACGGCCGUCGAGAUAGCCUGCAUCCCACACCCAGCGACCUUCCGCGGCGCAAACGUCUUCUACCUGCCCACGGCGCGGCGCGCGAGCCUCAGGGCGCUGGUCGACGUGGGCUCGGAGCCGUACCCGGGGGACGGGAGGCCCAUCAACCACGCCAUGUGGUGCAUCACGCACGUGGUGGGGAUCAAGCUCAUCAACGCGCUGCUGACCACCACCGGCACGGCCAAGGAGGUGGACAUGGCGGGCUUCGUGGGCGUGUGGGGGCGGAUCCCCCUGACGGGCGGCCUGAAGGCCGGCUCGCACGGCCGGUUCAUCGAGGAGCAGGGCAAGCUCGCGCCCAAGGACGGCAACAGGACGCUCGACAAGACCAUCACGGUGAGGAUGGACUUUGACCUGCUCAACGCCAUGGUCGACCUGUGGUAUACCUCUGUCGACACGAUGCGCCAGAGGGUGUCCGGGCUGAUGAUGUACACGCUCGUCUUCCAGCCCCUGUCGGUGGGCAUGCUGGAGGCGUCGUGCCGGAAUGCCCCCUCGCGGCCUGUAUCCACUACUUCUCAGGGCUUGGACCCAAAAGAGGGACCCCUGGUUGUGGUUGAGAUCUGCAUGACUUGGAAGAAGGCCGAGGACGACGAGCUCAUGAGCAAGGAGGGGUCCAAGUACCUGGAAGACUGUAUCUCGCUGGCUCGCCAGAUGGGCAAGGACCACCGCUUCAUCUUUCCCAAUUAUGCCUGGCCUACGGAGGCGGUCAUGAAGGGCUAUGGCGGGGAUCGUCUAGCCGUAUUACGAGACGUGGCAAAGAAAUGGGACCCGGAGGGCUUCUUCCAGGGCCAGUUUGUAGGAGGCUUCAAGAUCGGGAGAUAG